This is a messenger RNA of Porites lobata, 5857 nucleotides long. NCBI's taxonomy places the organism in Eukaryota, Metazoa, Cnidaria, Anthozoa, Scleractinia, Poritidae. The record is from the annotation of a GenBank genome assembly.
AUGUGGGCCAGUCAAUAUGUGAGAAGUAGAACUGGGAGAUUGUUAUUGGAACGACUGCAAGUAGCUGAGGAGGAAAACCAAGACGUAGAUAUAACAUCAGUGAGUGCAGACUGUAAACACCCCACUGGUUUUCCAGCCCCCUUUCUGAAAAUAUUUAUUGCACAAUCCAUCACGUACAGUACAUUUUAUUUCUACCUAAAUCUUUACCUGUAACUGACAGUCUUUGAUAUUUGAUCUUUCCAGUCAUUUUAUUUUGUUCAACUGCUGUUAGAAUCUUGUUGAAGGUGGGGCAGAUAUGCGCGAAUUGUAAACAACGGUUUACGUGCAUUUCACCCAGAAUUUCAGAUCAAAGUUCCACAAUACACAGUGACUCACUACAUAGUACUGAUGACAACUGAAACAACUGAACAGCAUGGAAAUUUUAAUUUACUUCAUUUUCAAUACGAUUGAAUGUAACCGAUGAACAUGACCAUCAAGACAAAAGAUUGCCUGGUCAACUCUCCUUCAGUCUGAACAUUGUCCUUUGACCGGCCAAUAUUUUGAGCCCUGAACUCAUCUUCAAAGGACGCUGCCUCUAGACUAAACAAAGAUCAGAUUUGCAAAAUGUUGCUAUUGCAUGUACAGAAAAUUUUUUUUUGAAGAAAAAUACUUACAAAUCAAACCAGCCCCAAUUAACCAAAUUAUUAUGUGUUGUUUGUGUUUUUUUUCUUUUUAGUGGUACAAGUGCAUAAACUCUUCACUCUCAGAAGAAUUACAAGCAAAGUUUGUGGAGAGCACCCUGGAUAAAGAAACUGAAGCCUUCCUGGAGAACUGUCAUCAAAAAGCUGAUUCGGUGCUCUCACAAAUUGGACAUCUUUUUUUUAAAGGUUUUUUUGGUUAUUUCUUCUCUGUAACUACAGUCAAUGGGUAAGCAUGUUAUUAUUAAUGAAUGUAUUAUUUAUUAUCUAGAUUAACCCAGGAAAUCCUUGUUAUAGUUGAAGUAUAAUUUAUUGUAUUUUCAAUCUCUAUUUAGCUCUCUCACUCAAAAAAGGCCCCUUCUGAUAAAUUUUCAUUCCAUGGUUCCAAACAUAUAGUUUACCCCAGCCAUUAUUUAGACUUAUCCCAGUCUACCGUGUAUUGCUCAUCAUAAUUACUGUGAGGUACACAUGUACGUGACACACAAGCAACAUUACUGAAUCAACUUGAUGAACAUUCUUACAUUCUGUUAUUUGUAAAAGGCUUUGAAUGCUUGUCCUCAAAUUUAUUCUGCAAUAUAUUUUUGACAUCACUAUCUAGGGAAUUAUGGCAAUUUUCUUGAUCUAUUGUACAAGAAAUCCUGUCACAAAAAGCAUAACUAUCGGCAUGGCCAAUCAGAAGUGGAUACAUGCAGAUAUCAGGUUGCCCUAUCAUUAUCAAGGUUUUGAGUAACAUGUCUUACUGCACUGUUGCGGGCUGAAUAGCCUGAGAAAAAUUGAUUCUUACCCCACUGACGUGUAUAAUCAGGGAUGUAGAUAAUUGCCAGGAGCCGGGGAAAAUACCCGGACGUCAAAGUGUUCUUUCCAGCUGAAAAAAAAUGCAGUCUUUUUUCAUAUUACCCACCCAUCAAAUGCCAUUUCUCAUCUGAUCCCUGAUAAUAUUGUUGGCUUGUUUUAAAAUAUUUAACGCUUAGAUAAAAAAUAUAUGAAGCAAAUUAAUUUCCCACACAGCACGGCCAAUUAUUAAAAGCACCACCCAGAUAUGGACAAUGAUGAGAUGUUUUGUACUAUGGAAUUUCUGCGCUCAUUUCUCAGAUGUCAUUUUCCAAGGAAAUCAGUGGUGGUGUCCCAAAAUGCCCUUGUUUCCUCAGUGUACAGGCUGAAGGAAAAUAACAUCAUAUUGAUCCCUGGUUAAAAAUGCUUUUUGGCAUCCAUUUUAACUUUAUUUCUUCCCUCCUAACAGCUGGGGCGUCUUUUCCCUGGUAUUCUUGAAACUGGUGGGAGGAAAAUAGACACCCAUGGAAUACCAGCCAGGGAAAAAGAGGCCUUGUCUACAGGGAGCAACUCACAUUCUUAAAUAAGUUCACAACUUUUUUUUUCACUGCCUGACGUGUACUUGAACAGACCCUUAUUUAUUUAUUGAAAACUGUUUUUGAUAUACAUGUAGCAUUUUGGAUCGUGGAUCAAUGUUUGUGUUCUCCAAUGCCCAGUUUCAAAACCUUAUGGGUGUAGAUGGAACAUGGAAGGCUGCACAUUUGUUGGACUUGGGAGCUGGUGAUGGCAAAGUAACAAGUGUUAUGAAACAGCACUUUGAUGAAGUUUAUGUUACAGAGCAAUCUCCAUCCAUGAGAUGGAGACUUAGCAGUCGAGGAUUCAAGUAAGCUUCUGAAACUUCUUUCUUUUUCAUAUUCCUUUACUGAACUCUGCAGUCAGGGAAAGGUUAGGGGAAAAAGUCAAGCAAAACCUGCAGUCAAGUGCGAAAGUAAGUGCAAGUUGGUAUUUUUUCAAGCUGAGUUGCCAAAGUGACAGAUUCUGUGGUGGCAUGAUAGGCACAAGAAUUUUUUUGAUUCUGGGGGCUUUAAUUUGAUACAGGCAACAAUACUUGAUUCCAGAAAUAUUUAAGACUUAAUGUUGAUGUGGUUACUACAAUCGUGAUGUAGUCAUUUGACUUUCUAGUGGUCAAUUAAAAGAUCAAAACUCCCUAUAUAAAGUUUCUCUUUCAUAUAAAGUAUGUAACCUGAAACUUGUCGAAAUUUAGUGCACAUAAAAUUGAAGGAUUUGAAUUCUCGAAAAUCAACAAAAAAUAUUUUAAAGUCUGUAAAACAAUCUAAAGGGAAUAUAAAAUGCAAGAUCAAUGGAAAUCAUUCUGAGGUCAAAGAAUUUGCACACAUGCACAGCUACUUCUCAUCACCUUGCCUGGGGGACAUUUUGUGAGAGAGUUGUGUGUGUUUUGGUCCCAAAAAUCCCAUACUGAUUAAUGCAAGACCCAAGCAUCUGUUUUAUGGAAGUGUCUGUGUAGUAGAGAUAGGGUGUAUAAGAAAUUUGGCAUCAUUAAUUUCUUUUGCCAACUGAAGAGAACAGUGUGUAAUAGAGAGGUGUCCAUAUUGAAGCAGUGUGACUGUGUCUGUAUUGUAGGGGUGAGUGUAGGGAGAGGGUUGACUGUCAUUUAAUAGUAAUAAUAGUAUAAAUAAUAAUAACAAUAUUAAUAAAGUAAUUGAUAAUAAUAAUUAUAAUAAUAUUUAGUAAUAAUAAGAUAAUAAUAAUCAGUAUAUACUAAAACAGUCUGUAUAGUGUUAAUUUGGCACGUUCUGAUUGGCUUCUCAAGCGUGAGAUAUCCAGUGCUAUUCACUGAUUCACCUCCAGGGUCCGAGCGAUGCCAAACUUGCACGACUUAUGAGCAAAAUGGCUUCCCAGUUUGCUACCAUAACAAAAGGAGAAAUUUGAUAAAUAUGUGAAGAAGCUGUUUCCUGAAAACACAACGAGGCGGUGAAAUCUGGUUUGGCAGUUUUUACAGGUAAAGCUGCGUCUGUUUAACCUGAAUAUUUUCGAUGAAACUGGUAGAAGAGUUUUUUGUUUACAAAUGCAAAUUAAGUCUUGUGUUAACUUGUUUAGCUGACAAGCUCAUGAAUAACUUGAAAACUAAUUGAAAUGGUAUUUUUACAGAAUAGUUUCAAUUACAGGAAGAAUUUACAACUGUUUUGAAGAAAAUUUCUUCAAAACAGUUGUAAAUUAAAUAUAAUAUGUCCCCGCAAAAGCUAAACAAAUGCCUCAAAGGUUUUUACAGUAUAUUUAUCGGCAAGAAAACCUGAGAGCCCUUUAGUCACUUGUGAGCCAAAAUUGUAAUCGUUGGCAGCAAUCAGUGAGUUAAAAAUCUUUAUUUUUGGGUCAAUUAUCUUACUGUUUUAGUAUAUACUAAAACAAUUAGUUACCUCAGUGUUAUGGCUAGUGGUGGAUACAGUAUUUACCUCACCACUUCCAGCUUAGUAAAUUAUCCACCACUAGUCACCUCCACUUUGGUGAUAAAUUGUAAUAUUAAUUUCUAAGCACUGUCUCAUUUUCUCUAGAUUAUUAGAUGAAACUGAAUGGGCAAAUGUUGACUUCAAAUUUGAUGUUGUUGCCUGUCUUAACCUGUUGGAUAGAUGUGAUAAGCCUCUAACACUUCUCGCUGACAUCAAGCACACUCUUCACCCAGUUACUGGUCGCCUGCUUGUGGCUGUUGUGCUGCCCUUUAAACCUUGUGUUGAAUCAGGUUGGUUCACAUACAAUGUUUGAAUUGUGUUGUUUAAUUUUGUCCUUGAUUUAAAUUUUAUUUUGACUGUGAGCUGUACUUUGUUCACUUCACACAAACUCAGUUAUGCAAGUGUGAGACUAGUUUAUACCUGUCCUUUGACUGACAAUUCCAUGAACAAAAAUGGAUGGGGCUCUUGGACAAAAGAUGCAUUCUUGAUACCUGGAUAAAAUUAAUUUUACCUUCAUGUACAAGAAAAAGCAAGCUAGAUAUCUGGAUGGAUAGUCUAAUAAUUAAAGUAAAUCAGAAGGCACUUGGACCCUUCUUUCCAAGCAUGCCUCUCCCAGCAUAUUAGUAAACUUUUCUCAAACCACAGUACAGCAAAAAUCAGCAACAACAUUAGAGACCUUAAGAUACCCCGAUAUCGGUGUACGGGUACGGGUAGUGUACCCGUACACGUAAAAUGUUCAUGUGCGUGACUAUUUCGAUUAAGAUACCUGAAGAACAAGCACGCAAAAUUAACUUCGUACAUGCAUGUCGCUUAAUGCAUACAAAAUCUCCCUCAAAUUCUAGACUUCAUAUCUUAACAACAAGCUGCAACAAAUAAUUAAUUCAUACAUAAGCUUAUUGAAAUAUCAUAGAAAGAUUUUAAGAAACUUGGCGGGAAGUCCCUCGACCGAAAGCUUGUUAUCGCAAACACCGCCAUUUUGAUCGAGGCACAUCACCAAACGAUUCCUUUGAUUGUCAACUUCAACAGUGACUCCCAUGCUAAAUUUUUCAAUGCUAUUUCUUUUGCGAAACUCAAACCUUCGAUGAAUUCACAGAAAUCCCCCCAAAUACCGCCACAAAUUGAUAUCAUUUCAGAGUUCAACCUGCGCAUUUGAGGUCCAAAAUCACUAUACAUUUUGAAGCGCUUUCUUUACAACUAAAAUUCAAAUUUGGCAAAAAUAUUUGAACAGACUUGCAAUAACAUUGCCAAGGAGUCAUACAAUUUUACAUUUGUACUUAAAAAGUCUUAAAAACUUACUUGCUUCUCCAUCAUGUAGGACUUGCAGCUACUCGUAAAUCUUCUAUGGGUAAACUGGUGUCUACCCCGGAAAAACGGCUGGUUCUACCGGGUAAGGUCAAUGACGUCACCACAAAAUGAAAAAAACAUGGCGCUACCCGUUACCCGUACACCGAUUUCGGGGUAUCUUAAGGUCUCUAUUAGUUAAGACACUUUGCCCUAAAGGACCUCUCUGAUGUUUUGCCAAUGUGAAAAGGGCGAAAUAAAGCUCUCCAUCCCCCACCCCCUCCUUGGAAUGUUGUGCCACUGUUCCAGCUACCUGCAGAAAACAGCAAACACCCCAAUGGCGAAUGGAGGGGAGGGGUGUGGAUUUCUUGUUGUUUGAAGUUCCCCCAAUUGGGGGCAAUUUCUCAACAAUUUUCAGAGAAUAUUAAUGAGAUCACCUUUACAUUAAUUACAGGUACAAAGAUCAUAAAACCAAGUGAGAUAAUAACAGUAAAUGGAAGCACAUGGGAAGAGCAAGUCAACAGCCUGGUUAAAGACGUAUUUGAACCGUGCGGCUUUACUGUUGAGCACUUUACAAGAGUUCCUUAUUUAUGCGAGGGUGACCUUUAUCAGGACUAUUAUAUGCUAGAUGAUGCUCUCUUUGUUCUCAAGAUUACUGCAUAA